Molecule: messenger RNA, 2475 nt
Organism: Oppiella nova
Lineage: Eukaryota; Metazoa; Arthropoda; Arachnida; Sarcoptiformes; Oppiidae
Source: the annotation of a GenBank genome assembly
GUGUAAAGCAAAUGCAUUGAACACUGCAUUGACUGCAAGAGGGAGAGAGAGAGAGAGAGAGAGAGACUUGUAUUGAGAAAACAUAUCCACAUAUCCCCUGUGAAUGCGAGCCAAAGAGUACUGUAAUAUAACCUCAAGAGAUAUAAUACGUAUAAAUAGUACUCGCGAUGAGGAGAGAGACGAGUGACUGAUGUGUGAUAUAAACAACAAAAUAAUGUCAACUCUAUUGCCAUCCGAUGGACACCAAUGAGUGAAUGCAUGCCAUUUGUCAUCACUAUUACGACGGGUGUUGUGCUAAUCGUAUGAAACAAACGGCUGUUUGGUGUCAAACAAUAGCCAAUAAUUAAGUGUUUGUUGUGUUUGUACUGAAAAGACUGACAAAAACCCUGAAACACAUCGAAAAACUCUCGGCAUUUGUUUCGCGAAAUCAACGAUGAGUUGGGGCGAAGAGCUCUGGGAUCAAUAUGACAACCUCUCGGUGCAAACCCAUAGGGGUAUUGAGUUUCUGGACAAAUACGGACAGUUCAUCAAAGAGAGGUCUAAUAUAGAGACCGAAUACGCCUCCAAAUUGAGACGACUCGUCAAAACACAUCAAAUCAAGAAGAAGGAUGACGAAGAGAGCCAACUGUCGGUGUGUAAGGCGUUCGCAUCGAUGACACAGGAGGUGACAGACCUGGCGGGUCAGCACGAGUUGAUCGCCGAGAAUAUGUCGGCGCAGAUCGUCAAAGAGAUCGCAAUACUCUUGAAAGAGCUGAAAGACGAGCGCAAGAGAUACCUUUCGGAAGGCGCCAAAAAUCAGACGGCGCUCAACAACGCGUUGACCGCAUUGGACAAAGCGAAGAAGGCCUACGAGAAGGCAUACAGAGAGGCGGAGAAGGCUCAGGACAACUACCAGAAGGCCGACGCGGACCUGAACCUGUCGAGGGCUGAGGUAGAGAAGGCACGCAUGAUCUCAACCACGAAGACCCAGAUGUGCGACGAGUGUAAGACAGAGUACGCCAACCACUUGCAGAAGACCAACGAACUCCAGAGGAGACACUUCUCGGAACUGAUGCCUAAGAUAUUCAAUCAGCUGCAGGACAUGGAGGAGAGGCGAGAGGCCUGCAUACAGAACUUCAUGAAACAGAGCGCACACAUACACCGGCAGGUGUUCCCCAUAAUCGACAAGUGUUUGGAAGGUGUGAUCAAAGCGUCCGAAACGAUUGACCCGAAAGAGGACAGUCGGCAAGUGAUAGAGAGGUAUAAGUCGGGGAAUAUGCCGCCCGAAGACAUUGCUUUCGACGACUUAAGUAACCCGAGACCGGAGUCGGAGAAUGGCGUCCAGAGGGGCAGCACUUCCUUGAAUUACUCCAAUUCAAUCAAAUCCGAGACAUUGAGGGGCACUCUGUCCGCCGCCCGCUUCAAGAAAAGGGGCGGAAUUUUCGGCAUUUUUGGCUCAAAUAAGAACAAUUCCGACGAUUCAAAGGACGAUUACGCGGAUCUGCCGCCAAACCAGAGGCGGAAGCGAAUUCAGGCCAAAAUCGAUCAAAUCCACACUCAAUUCCUUCAGGAAACGGCUGUCAGGGACGGCCUAAUGAAGAUGAGACAGGCGUACGAACAGAACAACGCGUUGGGGGACCCGAACUCAGUCGAGGGACAGUUAUCCGAAAACGGCCAGAAGAUGGAGAAAUUGCAAACAGAGCUCAAAAAGUUUCAGAACCUCUUGCAGGACGUGGUGGACGGCAAGCCAUACACGCCAUCCGCUCAGAAGAAGUCGCACCGAAACAGCAUAUCCGAGGACUCGCUGUCGAGGAGCGCGUCCGAGUCGAGUGUCACCAAUAAUAACCACUCGAACACAAACCUUAACGCAAAUAAUAGCAAUAGUAAUGGCAAUCAUCGGUCGUCGAACUCAUUACAGACAGUCAUUAAUCACACGAAUCAUAAUAAUCAUGAAAACACACACGAAAACAACGAUUCUAACAGUCCUGAGAGCGGCAUCAGUACGAGUCACCUAAGCCUUCCCGACGCCGAGUUUGCCGACGCAGACGAGACUGAGUUUGAUGACCCGUUACCCGCUUUGGGAACCGCCAAAGCUCUCUACGUUUUUGAAGCUCAAAGCGAAGGCUCGAUACCGAUGUCCGAGAACGAGGAGUUCGAGGUGGUGGAGCUGGACCAGGGGGACGGGUGGACGCGAGUGCGCCGCCUGGACCACCAGGAGGAAGGAUUUGUGCCAACCAGUUAUGUAGAGCUCACGCUUUAUAACAACUGCUGAUGAAUACGAUUAGGACUUCAAAACUUAGUUUAUUAUUAAUUAUUAUUGAUUAUUGAAUUCUAUUGAGUAUUUUUUUGAAUUCACUGGUAAUUCAUAUGUUGUUAUAAUUAUUAUUAUUUUUGUUGUAAUAAUCAAAGAGAGAGACAAACCGAUGGCAACACACGAGCUGUUGAUAUACCCGACGCUCUACGCACUGCCCGAGCGUUCAGUGUCUGUGUCCAUGA